This is a messenger RNA of Thalassophryne amazonica, 5291 nucleotides long. RefSeq names its product laminin, beta 1b (gene lamb1b). The record is from RefSeq and is a predicted model, not a curated record. NCBI's taxonomy places the organism in Eukaryota, Metazoa, Chordata, Actinopteri, Batrachoidiformes, Batrachoididae. Gene Ontology annotation, molecular function: integrin binding; extracellular matrix structural constituent. Gene Ontology annotation, cellular component: laminin trimer. Gene Ontology annotation, biological process: basement membrane assembly; substrate adhesion-dependent cell spreading; cell migration.
UCAUCACCCCUCAGUACGCGUGGUGUCAUGUUGUCACAGACCUUUCGGCCUGCUGCCAUGGUGAUCGAGCGCUCCAUGGACUUUGGAAAGACGUGGCAGGUUUACCGCUACUUUGCUUAUGACUGUAAAGCGUCUUUCCCCGGUGUCCCCGUCGCACCGUUGGUCAAAGUGGAUGACAUCAUCUGUGACUCACGGUACUCAGACAUCGAGCCGUCCACAGAGGGAGAGGUGAUACUUCGGGUCCUCGACCCCGUGUUUGAGAUUGACGACCCCUACAGUCUGAGGAUACAGAACAUGCUGAAGAUUACAAAUCUCCAAAUCAAGUUCCUCAAGCUGCACACUUUGGGCGACAACCUGCUUGAUUCCCGUGAUGAAGUGACGGAGAAGUACUACUACGCCCUCUUCGACAUGGUCGUCCGCGGCAACUGUUUCUGCUACGGCCAUGCCUCUGAGUGCGCCCCGAUUGCUGGCGCACCUACGGGCGCUGAGGGCAUGGUGCACGGCCGAUGUGUGUGCACCCACAACACUGAGGGGCUGAACUGUGAGCGAUGUCAGCACUUCUAUGAAGACCUGCCUUGGAGACCUGCAGAGGACAACGCUCACGCCUGCAAGAAGUGCGAGUGUAACCAACACGCCGCCUUGUGUCAUUUCGACCUGGCCGCGUAUGUGGCGACCGGCAACAUGAGCGGAGGCGUGUGCGAUGACUGUCAGCACAACACUGUGGGCCGGCAGUGCGAGCAAUGUGCGCCCUUCUUCUACCAGCACCCCAACAGAGACCUAAGGGACCCCAACGUUUGUGAACGGUGCAACUGUGAUCCCAGCGGGUCUCUGCAGGGAGGUUUAUGUGACCCGCGGACUGACGUGGCGGCGGGGAUGAUCUCAGGCCAGUGUCGCUGCAAAGCCAACGUAGAGGGAGAGCACUGCAACCACUGCAGGCAGGGUCACUACGGCCUGGGACAGGGGCCGGACGGCUGCCUGCAGUGCACGUGUAACCCACUGGGCACGGUUCCAGGAAGAGACACGUGCGAUACAGACACAGGAAGGUGCUUCUGCAAACGCCUUGUCCGCGGGCACCAGUGUGACGAGUGUCUCCCUCAGCACUGGGGACUGUCCAACGACAUGGACGGCUGCCGACCCUGUGACUGCGACAAGGGCGGGGCUGUGGACAAUAACUGUGACUCACACACGGGACAGUGCGUGUGCAGAGAUCACAUGUUGGGGCGGCGCUGUGACCAGAUCGAAUCUGGUUUUUACGUCAUAGAUUUGGACCAUUACAUCUACGAGGCUGAGGACGCUGAGCGCGGACCUGGCGUGAUAGUGGUGCAGAGGCCGUACCCGCUGGACCGCAGUCCUACGUGGACCGGAAUGGGCUUCGUCAGCAUUCCUGAAGAAGCCUACUUAGAGUUCAUCAUCACCAACAUCCCUGAGUCCAUGGACUACGACCUCCUCAUCCGCUACGAGCCACAGCUCCCUGAGCAGUGGGAACAGGCCGACAUCAGGGUGGAACGUCCCGUCUUCCACCCUCCAAACUACUCGUCUUACUGCGGCAACUCCAUCCAGAGCGGCGACGAGCAGUCCGUCUCUCUGCCACCAGGGUCCAGGCACGUGUUGCUGACGCCGGUGUGUUUCGAGAAAGGACUGAACUACACCGUCCGUCUCGCUCUGCCGCUCUACUCGCCCACCAGCACCGUCUCGGUUCCGUACACGCUCAUCGACUCUUUGGUGCUGAUCCCCCGGGUCAGGGAGUUGGACAUGUUCCACGGGACAGACGGUGAAGGGGCGUGGGAUACGUUCCAGCGGUACCGCUGCCUGGAGAGCAGCCAGAGUGUGGUCAAAAGUCCCAUGACGGACAUCUGUAACUCCUACAUCCUCAGCAUCUCUGCUCUGCUGCACAACGGCGCCACAGCAUGCCAGUGUGACCCUCAGGGAGCGCUCAGCACCGUGUGCGAGCCCCACGGGGGCCAGUGCCGUUGUCGCCCCAACGUGGUGGGCAGGAGGUGUGAGCACUGCUCCCCGGCCACCUUCCUGUUCGGUCCAGCCGGCUGUAAAGCGUGCGACUGUGACCCUCGCGGCUCACUCAGCGUGUUCUGCCACGAGGCGACCGGCCAGUGCGAGUGUGUGCCAGGGGCCACGGGGCGCCAGUGUUCCCACUGCCUGCCAGGUUUCUGGGGCUUCCCUCAGUGCCGCCCGUGCCACUGUAAUGGCCACAGCGAACACUGCCACCCACAGACGGCGUGCCAGGGCUGCCGGGACUUCACCACCGGACACCACUGUGAAAGAUGUCUGGACGGGUACCAUGGAGAUCCAGAGCUGGGCUCCGGUGGUCACUGCCGCCCCUGUUUGUGCCCUGAUGGACCGCACAGCAGGCGUCAGUUUGCUGACAGCUGUUAUCAGACGGCGGAUUCCGAUCAGCUGGUGUGUGUGUGCAGCUCCGGGUACAAAGGAGCCAGGUGCGAGGAGUGUGCCACCGGUUACUAUGGGAACCCCCUGGUGCCCGGUGGGCGCUGCAUGCCCUGCAGGUGCAACAACAACAUCGACAUGCAGGACCCGAAGUCCUGUGACGCCCAGACAGGUGCCUGUCUCAGAUGUCUGUACCACACGGAGGGCUACGCCUGUCAGAACUGCAAAGUGGGUUACUACGGCAACGCCACCAGCCAGAGCUGCAGGAAGUGCAUGUGUUACUCAGUGGGGACGGUGUCUCUGGCGUGUCCGUCCCCGGACGAAUGCGAGUGCGAGCAGCACAGCGGCCAGUGCUCCUGUCGGCCCAAUGUGGAGGGUCAGAACUGUGACCGCUGUGCUGCUGAUACGUGGAACAUCACCAGUGGGACGGGCUGCCAGCCAUGUGACUGUGACCCCGCCCACUCCUUCGGACCGUCCUGCAAUGAGGUCACAGGUCAGUGUCUGUGCCGACCCGGCUUCGGCGGCAGGACAUGCCGCGAGUGCAAAGAGCUCUUCUGGGGGAAUCCAGAGGUCAAAUGUUACGCGUGUGACUGUGACCCUCUGGGAAUCUCCAGUGAGCAAUGUCACCGUGCCACGGGACAGUGUACCUGUGUGAAGGGCGUGUCCGGCCCACGGUGCAACCAGUGUGCCAGGGGCUACCAGGGAGAAUUUCCCGCCUGUGAACCAUGCCACCAGUGCUUUGCCGUCUGGGACGCCGUGGUGGUCGAACUGACCAAUCAAACGCAGCGCCUGUUGGCCCAAGUGAAAGAACUCCAGACCAGCGGGGUGACGGUGCCAUAUAAAGAACUAGUUAGCAGCCUGGAGAAGAACGCCAACACGGUGCGAGAAAUCAUAGAGAGCGACCCGGCAGUGAUGAAGCUGGAACAGAUUGAGGAGCUGAUGCACCAGAUUAUCGGUUUGAUGUCCUACCUUAAUGGGAACCUGAACACCACGGAGGAGACCUUGACGUUUCUGCACAACAAUGUCAACACGACAGAUGGCAAUUUGGAGGCAAUGCUGGAGGAGGCCAGCCAGCUGGAACGCAGCAUCCAGGACCUGAAGCAGCAGGUGUACAAUGCCAAGAAUGCCAACGUUCAGGGUGCCAUGAACACCAUUACUACGGCGCAUGCACAGUCCAUGACGGCGGAGCUCCGCGCCAACGCCUCCACCACGAACCCCGGAAACACUCUGGAGCAGUCGGCUGCAGUGCGCCGAGUCGCUGAGGACAGAAUCAGCAGCAGUCAGAAAGAGUUCAAUCGCAAAAACCAAAGAUAUUCCCAGAAACUGGACAAACUGUCCAACGACCUGGAUGAGUUCGACCUGUCACCUCUUAGUCAGAAGACAUGCGGCGGUUCAGCUGAAGGCGACGCGUGUUUUGGUGUCCCCUGUGGUGGUUUGGGGUGCAGUGGCGAGGUUGGAUCAUCACAGUGUGGCGGAGGAGGGUGUGAAGGCUUCAUCUCAACUUCCAAAAAUGCCCUCAAAUCAGCCAAGGACUUGGACCAGGAGAUUCUGACAGCAAUGCGAGAAGUGGACAAACUGUCCAGAAUGGUGUGGCAAGCCAGAGGGCGUGCAGAUGAAGCGAAGCUGAACUCUCAGGAGGUUCUGCUCAAAGCCAACCAAAGCAAAGUCCGUGUGGAGCAGAGCAACGAGCAGCUCCGCAAACUCAUCAGGGAGAUACGGGACCUCCUGACCAAUGACAAAGCAGACGUGUCUGUGAUUGAAGCCGUGGCCAAGGAGGUCCUGACUCUGGAGAUGCCAACAUCGCCGGGGAAGCUACAGGAGCUGACAGAUGAGAUCAGGGUGAAGGUGGGCGCUCUGACCAGCGUGGAGACAAUCCUGAGUCAGAGCGCCGAGGACAUCCAGGCCGCAGAGACGCUGCUGCAGGAGGCCAAGGCUGUCAGUGAGAAGGUGGCCAACAUGAAGGAGACGGCUCAGGUCGUCGAUGUCACCUUGGCAGAGUCUGAACGUGCCCAGGGUGUCGCCAUCGACGCCGUCCAACUGGCCCAGAACAACACUCAGGUCGCCUUGGACCUGCUGAUCUCUGUGGAGUCAGAGACAGCGGCAUCAGAACUAAAGCUGAGUAACACCACGAACCGCCUGAUUCUGCUGGAGGCCAACGCGAACCAGCUGAGGCUGGACGAGCAGGAGGUGGAGCACAUGCUGGAGACCACGGUGCAGAUCAGCGGCCGGGUCAAACAGGACGCUGAGGACGCCCAGCAGGAAUUUAACGAGGAGGUGAAAGAUAAACUGGAGGAGGUGGAGGCGCUGCUGGAGGAUAAAGGGGAGUCGGUGCUGCAGGCGAGGAGGCGCGCGGACGAGCUGCAGCAGGAGGCCAGAGAGCUGCUGGUCCACAGCAGCGCCAAGCUGCAGAGACUCGGAGAACUGGAGAACUCUUACGAGGUGAACCAGCGCCUCCUAGAGGCCAAAGCCGCUGAGCUGCUGGAGCUGGAGCAGAUGGUGCACCGGCUCCUGGAGGAGAUCAGCCACAAAGUCACCCUGUACAGCACGUGCGUGUGAGGCGCCUCCUGCACGGAUUCACACCCAGAAAACCGCCUCACAAUGACUCCCCAAGUACUUUAUACAAAUUAUAGUAAUGUGUUGUGUAUCUGACUGCAGUGCCAGAGAAAGUUAUGAUCAUGAAAAUCAAUGAACCUUAAAAACCCCAAAGGAAACUACUAGAAGCCUCUGUGACCUCAGAAAAUUUUCAGCUCUAUAAGCGCCAACAUAUUUAACAAUGUGGCAGAUUUGGAUACAAAUGUUUUUGUGCUUAUAAAGCCCAAAACCUGUAAACAAAAAAGUCUGAACACAUGAAAGGUGAUAUUAAAAGAAUAUACAGUGCAUGUGUGGUACUU